AUGGUUGACAUUAUCUACGCAAGAACUCAUAUGGAGCCCCUCACCAUUACUCUGAUGGCUUUUGACCGACUUAUAGCCAUCUCAUACCCUUUAAGAUAUCACAUUAUCUUAUCUAAUAGAACUAUGUGUCUGCUCAUAGUGGUUAUAUGGGCAAUAGGGACUUGUGUUGAUCCCACAAUGUAUUUUAAAAUUGCAUCAACAUUAUUUAACUGUGUGUUGUGGACAAAUUUUUGCCUCAUUAUUGUGUCAUACAUGAGGAUAAUUUAUGCAGUUAUUAAAAUGUCUUCCUCUACACACAGGAAAAAAACAUUUAGUACCUGUAUAUCUCAUGUUGUAGUGGUGGCUUGCUUUUUCUUCCCCAAAAUGGUGCUUUCAUUGUCACAAGUCAAAAAUAUAGGUUUCUCACUCACCUUUUCCAUCAGAAAUGGCAUUUCUAUUUGUUCUACUCUUGGACCCUCACUUGUGAACCCAUAUGUCUACGGACUUAAUACAAAAGAAAUUCGAAACCACAAAAGGCUUUGA
This is a messenger RNA of Osmerus eperlanus (European smelt), 522 nucleotides long. Its product is annotated as olfactory receptor 10A7-like. Gene Ontology annotation, cellular component: membrane. The transcript has 4 exons. The record is from RefSeq and is a predicted model, not a curated record. The coding region runs from base 1 to 522 and encodes 173 amino acids. NCBI's taxonomy places the organism in Eukaryota, Metazoa, Chordata, Actinopteri, Osmeriformes, Osmeridae. Gene Ontology annotation, molecular function: odorant binding; olfactory receptor activity. Gene Ontology annotation, biological process: detection of chemical stimulus involved in sensory perception of smell; G protein-coupled receptor signaling pathway.